Messenger RNA from Acipenser ruthenus (sterlet), 2634 nucleotides. Its product is annotated as coronin-1A-like. The transcript has 11 exons. Bases 123 to 1493 code for a protein of 456 amino acids. Gene Ontology annotation, biological process: cell migration; actin filament organization. The record is from RefSeq and is a predicted model, not a curated record. Gene Ontology annotation, molecular function: actin filament binding. Lineage: Eukaryota; Metazoa; Chordata; Actinopteri; Acipenseriformes; Acipenseridae.
UCUCUCUCUCUCUCUGAAAUAAAAAGUCACCGUUACUGAUAAGGCAUCUGUCAUUAUACUUCCGUGCACCCGGCCCCGGCACAGCUCGCUUUUUAUAAACUACAUACAGUGCUCCCAGUACAAUGGCUCCGAAGGUGGUGCGCUCCAGUAAGUUCAGGCAUGUGUUUGGUCAGGGCGUGAAGGCUGAUCAGUGCUAUGAUGACGUCCGCAUCUCUCAGAUGACGUGGGACAGCAACUUCUGCACCGUCAACCCCAAAUUCGUGGCCAUGAUCGUGGAGGCCAGUGGGGGCGGGGCGUUCAUGGUGCUGCCGCUGAGCAAGACGGGGCGUGUUGAUAUGUCUCAGCCACUGGUCUGCGGUCACACCGGUCCUGUUCUUGAUAUCGAGUGGUGUCCGCACAACGACAACAUCAUCGCCAGCGGCUCAGAGGACUGCACCGUCAUGAUCUGGGAGAUCCCAGAUGGGGGUCUGACUCGGCCAAUCACAGAGCCCGUGGUCACCCUGGAGGGGCACUCCAAACGAGUGGGAAUCCUGAGCUGGCACCCCACCGCUCACAACGUGCUUCUGAGUGCAGGCUGUGAUAACGUGGUGAUCAUCUGGAACGUGGCUCGUGGUGAGCCGGUUAUCACCCUGGACUCCAUGCACACGGACAUGAUCUACAGCGCCUGCUGGAACGCCACGGGCAGCCAGAUCGUCACAUCCUGCAAGGACAAGAAAAUCAGAGUCAUCGAUCCACGCAAAGGGAGUGUGGUGGUGGAGAAAGACAAGCCCCACGAGGGCAGUCGUCCGGUGCGCGCCAUCUUCGUGUCGGAGGGGAAGAUCCUGACAACUGGCUUCAAUCGCAUGAGUGAAAGACAGGUGGCGCUGUGGGACCCGAAACACUUGGAGGAGCCCCUGACUCUCCAGGAGUUGGACACCAGCAGUGGAGUGCUGCUGCCCUUCUUUGACCCCGACACCGGCAUCGUGUAUCUGUGUGGCAAGGGGGACAGCAGUAUCCGGUACUUCGAGAUCACCGAUGAGCAGCCCUACGUUCACUACCUCUCCAUGUACACCAGCAAGGAGUCCCAGAGGGGCCUGGGAUACAUGCCCAAGAGAGGCCUGGAAGUCAACAAGUGUGAGAUCGCUAGAUUUUACAAACUCCAUGAGAGAAAGUGUGAGCCAAUUGUGAUGACCGUCCCGCGCAAGUCAGACCUGUUCCAGGAGGACCUCUAUCCCGACACGGCCGGGCCGGAGCCCUCGGUCGAGGCAGAUGAUUGGUUCGCUGGGCGGGACGGGGAGCUGAUUCUCAUCUCGCUGAGGGACGGCUUUGCGGCGACGAAAACACGAGAGUUCAAAGUGAACAAGACGCUGCUCGCCAAAACCACGGCUACCGCCCGGCCAAGCGUCGAAGCCAGCGACUUGCAGAGUCUGAUUGAUGAAUUGAAGAAGCUGAAGACAGUCGUGGAGGAACAGAACAAGAGAAUCUGUGAACUGGAGGGGAAAGUGGGGAAAUAGAGAGAGGGGGAGAAAAGCAAAGCACUUCACAAUUGUGCUACUACACUUCUACUGAGUUACUGUCUAAAACUGUCCAGCGAAUGGCUCUCGAGCCCCAUGACCCCAUGACCCCAUGACCCCACGGAGCUCCCCAAUCAGCUCUCUUAUUGAAGUGUCCACCAAGAUUGAAAAGACUGCACGACUCCAGUCUAAACACAGCCCAAUUCACAAUGAAAUACUGCAGCGUACUCACUACUAUUGAGUGGCUUUGUCUUUACUGAUAGUUCUUGGUCUCUCUGGUGAUCAAUAUGGCUCUUUAGAGCAGCCCUGAUUUGAAUUAAAUUCAUCCAGAACCAUUAAACACUGAAAAGUGGUGAAUUCAGAAAUGCUCAAAUAAACAGAAAACAUUAGAAAGACUUCUAGGCAAAACAUUUGCCAUUGAAUGUAUUAAAUUCAAAUUACAUUCAAACUAAAUUUCUUCGAUAGAGUGGAAAGUUUUCACAGUACAAGAUGUUGACUGUGGCAGCAAUACUAGAGUAACUGUGUAGUAAAGUGGGAGUAACUCAGUUGAAUGAGUAGAAGUGUUGUGUAGGGCAGCUAGUAUUAUAAAUAAUGCAGUAUUAAAUAAUUAUUUUAUUUUAUUUUAUUUUCCUUAAAGUAUUGUCUUGGGUAAUGCACUAGAAUGCAUUCUAACCAAAGAUCAGAUUGAACUGAUACAGAACAGAGAGUAGAGAGGACUUGUCAGGGAUCAGGGGUUACAAGCACAGUAUCAACAUCCCCCUUAAGAAAAAACAUUCCUUUUAAAUGCAACAACAGCACAGUAACAGUAUUUAGCCAGAAGGUGGUGCAAAUGUGAUAUAUAUGAUUAAAAAAAUGUAUUGGGAGGUUUCAUCUGAGUUUAGCCUUAAUAUUUUUAACCAUUAACCUCAAAACUUUAAAAAUGUAUAGCUAGGAUAUAGAAACAGAUAUGUUUUUUUUUUUAGUUUCAGGUUUUUACAGAACAAAAUUACUUUGGUACAUUAAAAAAAAAACAUAUUUGCUUGUUUGCUUUAAAAAAAAAAAAAAAGAUGAUUUUAUGAACAAGAUUAACCAUUGCACCAUAAAAAUGUGUUGGUUCUUUUUGUGCACAUAAAUAAAAAGUGCCUUGUUUUAAAAAGAAAAA